AUGGGCGUUGGGGGAGGAUUUUGGGAGCUCGUCAAGCCGCUGCGCCAUAGCUCCGACGAUCUGUCAACGCUUCAGGAUAAGCGCCUCGCGAUCGAUCUGUCGCAUUGGAUCGUCCAGCAGGAGGCCGUGCUCAAAGACAGGGCGCGCAAGCCUCACUUGCGUCUUUUGUUCUUCCGCGUCGUCACGCUUGUUGCCAAGGUCGGUGCAUUGCCUGUUUUCGUGGUGGAUGGAGACGCGCCAUUGCUGAAGCUGCCUGCGAGGAUCGAGCGCUUCAGUCGCUUGUCCGGAAUUCCUGCCGCUCAGCUGAAUGGAGGUGAUAAUCAUCGGAAUCGGGCUUUCCUCGAGAAUGUAGAAGAGUGUGUGGAACUUCUGGGCUUGCUCAACGUACCGGUGUUACGUGCAACGAGCGAGGCGGAAGCCUUGUGUGCGGAGCUGGAGCGAAAUGGCGUUGUAGACGCUUGUGUGACACCCGACAGUGAUGCAUUUCUUCACGGUGCGAGCUGUGUGAUUCAAACCUUGCAAGCGGACAUCAAAAAACCUCUUGUGGAGUCGUAUCUUGCUUCAGACAUCAGACUUGCGUUGCAACUCGAACGAGAACAUCUUAUUGCGUUAGCUCUCCUCGUAGGUUGCGACUACAAUUUGCGUGGAAUACCUGGUGUUGGCUACAGCAAUGCAAUGCGCCUAGUUCAGCAUUUUUCUAAAGACGAGAUCCUUGACAAUCUUCGAAAAUGGGGAAGGCGUGAGUAUCCAUCACCAGAAGUUAUAGGAAAAUUAAGUGAUUCGGCAAAUGGAUUCGACAGCAAAGAAGGAGAUGAUGCUGCAUUGCAGCUUGGACGAAGAAAAGAUUCUCAUUGUUCUAUGUGUGGGCAUCCCGGGAACAAGAAACUUCAUACCAAGCUAGGCUGUGAAGAUUGCGGGUCAUUGAACACUGCCGGAUGCUCUCAAAAAACGAAGAACUUCAAGUGUGGCUGCGGGAGUUGCGCACAGGAUCGAAGAAGAAAGAAGCAUGAGAAAGAUGUGACAUGGUGGUCAAAUCUCCGUGCAAAAAUUUCUGCGAUUGAAGACUUCCCAAACGAAGAAAUUAUUGAGAUUUUUCUGAAUACUGGGGCCACUAGUUAUCUCAGAGAAGGGCAGUCCUUGGAUCUUCGGUGGGAAGCUCCUAAAAUGGAACCUCUAGAACUAUUUCUCGGUUCGCAUUUGCAUUGGGAUGUAAGUUAUAUUCGUAAGAAGACACUUCCACUACUGUCACACUAUUCUCUAAAGGCCAUCGCGGAAGGUUCUUCCAUGGCCCUUCUCAACGGUCGAUAUAUUCCUACCUCUAUACUGAAACUCAAAACGAACGUGGGAAAGCCACUGUACGUAGUGAAGUGGAAUGCGGUGGACAGCUUUGGCGGGCCCGGGGGAGAAACGAAUGAGGAUUCCAUUACAACUGACGAACAGAUUUCGUUAAUCAAAAGAGCUUGUCCGGCUCUUGUUUCGAAGUUUGAAGAUCAGCAGAAGUUCAAGAGACCGACUAGACGGGAAAAGAAAGAACCCGAUCCAGAUCAAAGGAAUAUCAUGUCCUUCUUCAAAGUAAAGUCCAAACAAGUUUCUUGCGAAGGAAGUGGCGUAGAGCUGUUGGCACCCACGGCUUUUCGUAAGGAAUCUAACUCCUUGUCAAGCAAGCAAAUUAUAGACCUGGACUCGUCGGAUGAAGAUGAUGUUCGGGUAUCUGUCAAGAGGCGGCUAUUUUGAUGAGAUCGGGCAUCUAAUUAAAUAGUUGCCAGCACCGGAAGUACAAAAUUAUUAGAACGAGGCGUUUUACGGGUUCAC
Molecule: messenger RNA, 1812 nt
Organism: Selaginella moellendorffii
Lineage: Eukaryota; Viridiplantae; Streptophyta; Lycopodiopsida; Selaginellales; Selaginellaceae
Product: flap endonuclease GEN-like 1
Exons: 9
Coding region: 1-1734 (577 amino acids)
Biological process (GO): pollen development
Molecular function (GO): 5'-flap endonuclease activity; DNA binding
Source: RefSeq, a predicted model, not a curated record